Molecule: messenger RNA, 1743 nt
Organism: Phymastichus coffea
Lineage: Eukaryota; Metazoa; Arthropoda; Insecta; Hymenoptera; Eulophidae
Product: jerky protein homolog-like
Exons: 2
Coding region: 1-1743 (580 amino acids)
Cellular component (GO): nucleus
Molecular function (GO): DNA binding
Source: RefSeq, a predicted model, not a curated record
AUGUCUAAGUCUUUAACAGCAGCGCAAAUCUCCGAUAUCAAACAGAAACUGUUUGAAAAGCAGUCGAUGGCCAGUCUUGCUAAGGAAUAUAAUGUAUCAUCAAGGACAAUCGGGAGAGUGAGGGACAUGGACGGCCAGCAGCAGACAGGCCUAGAAUCUCCAAUCAUCAGGAAGCACCAGGUGAACUUGUCGAUUAAAGACAAACUGGACAUCAUCGCCAAGCUUGAGAAAGGACAAUCGACGGAUGAUUUGGCAAAGUUCUAUAACGUCGAUUCUUCAACUAUCAGAAAUACCAGAUCUUCAAAAUCAGAUAUAUUGAAGCGUAGCUUGGCGCUGGAGCAGUCAAAGCAACCAUUAGAUAGUAAAAGAAUUCGUACAGAAGAAAACAUCCGUGACACAGCGCUAUAUUCUUGGUUCGAGGACGAACGUGCUGCUGGAAUACCAAUCUCGGGUAGUUACCUCCAAGAAAAGGCUUUGGAGCUCCACAAAGCGAAAGGACUCGAAGGCGAUUUCAAGGCGAGCAGCGGUUGGCUCAACAAUUUCAAGAAGCGCUAUGGUAUCAGAGAAUUAUCUAUGCAAGGAGAAAAAUUGUCUGCUGAUAGUAUUGGAGCAGAAGACUUCAAAAGUGAAAUGAAGAAUUGCAUCGUAGAAGGAGGCUACUCUUUGGACCAAAUGUACAACGCAGAUGAAACGGCCUUAUACUUCAGAUCGCUGCCACGGAAAACUUUAGCUGCAGGCCACGAAAGACAAGCAGCGGGAUUUAAAGAGCCAAAGGAACGAGUCACGGUCAUGUGCUGCGCCAAUGCGACGGGAUCGCAUAAAAUUACGCCUUUAGUCGUCGGAAAAUUUGCAAAACCAAGAUGUUUCGCUAAGUGUAAAGGAGAAAAUAUUUUGUUACCAGUGAAGUAUACUAGCAGCAAAUCAGCCUGGAUGAACAAAAAAUUGUUUUUGGACUGGUUCGAAAACGUCUUUAUUCAAGAAGUAAAAGAAAAACAUCCAGUGCAUAGGAAAGUGCUUCUUUUACUCGACAAUGCGCCAUCUCACCCUUCUGCUGAUGAGCUGAACCAAAUCGACGAGACGAUCCAAGUGAAGUUUUUACCGCCGAAUGUGACGGCUUUGGUUCAACCUAUGGAUCAAGGAGUGAUAGAAAAAAUGAAAAAGAUGUACCGAAAAAAGCUGUUGAAAGAGCUUUUCCUACAGCAACGUGGAGGCAGUACGAAAGGCAGCAUUCACAAAUUAGCGCAAAAACAAGAUAUGAAAGAUUGCUGCUAUAGAGUUUGGAACUCUUGGAAUGACAUCAACGACCGAGAUAUUUCCCAUGCCUGGAAUCGGUUUUUUGAUGUCGCUGAUUUUCCACGAGAGCAACGAGUUUCUGCAGAAGAAGUCAAUCAGUUACUUGCCCUUCUCAGAGAUGCUCCAGAGUACGCUGAUUGUACUUUUGACAUGGCAGCAGCUUGGAUUGCAGCUGAUUUUCAAGAAAACGCCUGGGAGCGUUCAAAUGUUGUUGAAAUUUAUGAGAGGAUGACAGCAUCUAGUAAUGGCUCGGAAGAAGGAGAAGAAGAAGAGGAAGAAGGUGAAAUUGAAGAAAGCGAUCGUGUAUGCCAACCAGAAGAAGAGGUUUCACGCGAAGAUGCGUAUAAGGCUGCACUGACACUCUUGAAGUUUCUUGAGAAUGAUUGGGAUUCUACGCCAGGCCAAAUCAAAAAUAUCCAAAAUCUUGCAGAUCAUGUUAUUACUAACUAA